AUGGAGUCUUUGUACGAUCAGCGUGGACGAAAUCACGCUGGCCAGAAGACGCGUGAGCAGGGGAGAGGCCACGCGACAGCCAAAUCGUCAGGCACAGAGAGGAAGCGCAAGGCAUCCUGCAGUGCGUCUGCGGGCAGCGCUAACAAAGGGGCGAAGAAGCAUCAGUUGCUGCAGCAGCUGCCCAGGGAGGCCGCUGUGUGCAACCAGCAGCACAGUCGUGAACACCCCGACCCCGAGGAGUUCGCUAGUGUUUGCGCACGCUGCAGAUGGACACUCCAUCGCAAGACUUGGCAACAGCACUACGGUUCUGUAGCCCUUGGGGGAAAGCGCACGGUCUGGUUGGCAGAGGUUCCCCAGCGCUUGGCUGCCCUGGGAGGAACCUGGGGCAUAGGCUGCGACCUAUGUGCCAGCCUGCAGGCAUGGCUCACUGCGAUGGAGCGCGGCGACCGCAAAAGGGGGCAAGGGAGACUGGACACGAAAUGGGGGAGGGCCCAUGCCAAGAGCGACGUGCACCGCACGGCUUUGUGGGCAUUCCUGCACCCUGGGCGACCGCUGACAGCUGCAGCUCCGAGCCUCACUGAACGUUACUCGCCUUGUGGAUUAGCAGGGGAAGCUUUCCGGGGAGCUGUGCCACAGCUGGACGACUUUCUGCGUGUGUGGCGCUUGGCCGCCAGGAGCAACGUCUCAAUGGCUGCAAUCUCCGGGGUGACGUUCUCAGAGGCCUUCCUCGCGCAGAAGCGGGCCAAGCCUGCCGAGGUGACCCGCUGGGCCGUGACGAAGUUGGUGCAGGUAAUGCGCGAGUUCAUCCGCCGCAAGAAGGUGGAGACAUUGCUCCGGGCCGAGAGCAUGACGGUCAUGAUCGAUGACAAGGAGUCGCACAGAGUGAUCCUGUAUCACUCCAACUUGUCGCACGAGCCAUACGGGAAGGGCCUGCUUCGAGCCUUCCGUCCUGGUGCCAAGGAGGUGGUGUCCUACGAGGAGGACUACUCCAUGCGCAUGGCCAAGUCCGUGGAGGAGUCCCUCUUGUUUCUCAGCACGCCAGUGCAUGGGGAGUGCAACCCCCACGUCUACGAGCACCUGCGCCAGAUCACGAGGUUCUACACCAGCGACGGGCUUCCUGCAGCCCUCAAGUGCGGAGAACUCCUCACGCAGAUGCUGCCAAAUCUGACACUGGUUCACCGAGACACAGCGCAUGCCGUGAGGCUGGUCGCCAAGCGUCCGCUGGCCGCGGAGUCGGCCUGGAACGACAUGCGGGAGGCUGCAUCAUGUGGGGAGUGGCAGAAGCCUCUAGAGGUGGCGCUGAAGCACCUCAGCUUCGCUCCCCAGCGCUGGGAUUCGGAAGCGUCGCCACUGCCUCGCUUUGCUGCCACCCUGGUCCCCAUUGCGUUGUUCCGGGCCAUCCAGAGCCAGGACCACGACCCAGCUCUGACCUGCAGACAGAAGGGGGAGUUUACCUCCAGGCUCUUGACCCUUUUCGUCAAGUGCCACAUUCUGGACGACCCAGGGGAGGGGGAGGCCACGACGCUGACAAGACUCAUCGUGCAGCAGGCCAUGCAAUGCCCUGGCAUACGGUUUGGGGAGAGCUUGCACUACCUGUGGCCCGGGUCCGCAAAACACACCUUUGACAGGUGCAUCCAGUCUCUGCACGCUGUCACGGACGUGGCCCUUCAGGAUCUGGACGCAGAGGUGAAUGGGUUUGUGCUGGACUUUUGUGUUUUCGAUUUGAAGUCCUUCCACCAAGCGAAGCAAAAGCCUGGGGAGUGGGAGACCUACAAACGCCUGACCGACUUGCGGAUUCGCCGCCUCGUGGAAUCAGGCCUGAAAAAGUCAGCCUAUACAAAGACUUUGCGCGAAUGGUGGUGCGCAGCCCAUUGCUUGCAGGAGGAGCUCGCCCCAAAGUUUGAUGCUGGGGAAGAGGUCGACAACCGAACGGAAUGGCGGAGAGUUUGGGAGGACAGCUUUGUCCAGAGAGCCACUUCCUGGAAGCGCUUCAAUGCACUGCCAUCAUUUGUGAAUUAUUAUCUGGGGUUUCGCGAUUCCAGCACGGGGGUCGAAAGAGCUUUGGCUGUGGUGGAGCGAUUGCGGCAGGCGCAUCUGGGGCCUUUGGGACUCACGCUGCACGACCUGGCUGAAAUUAUUUUGGAUGGGCCUCAAUCAGAGACCGAGCUGGCCACCCGCCUAGGUCAGGAUGGGGAGCACCCAGUCUUGCAGGCAACAGACAUGUGCGUGGAGAUGGUCAGCAUUUGGCGCUCGCUCUUCGGCGCUCGUUUUCGACUCUACAAGCCCAGGGCUGACGCAGGCCGUGCUCGUGGCAAACGUUCUGGCACAGACGCAGACAUCGUUCGACGAACCACUGCCGGGGCUAAUCUGCUUGUCUGCAACGCUGGCAGGGUGGGCGAGGGAAGUGUGACGAUCUUGGGCGUCAAGAGGAAAGAUCUCCCUCGGCAUGAGGAAGCCUAUCAGAAGAACCCACAGUUCAACCAAGACCUGGAAGACUUGUACAACAGCGCUGCAGAGAAGAAACAAAAAAAGCUGGACAUGCGCAACCAGCGACGAGAUCACCCGGAGACAUCUGUGUAUCGACCCGGUCCCCUUCGCAAGGCCACACUGCUUGCAGACGCAACGCCGGCGCCCAGAUCUGCAGCUUUCGACUACACGAGAAAGAGAGCCCCCAAGAUCGUGGAUCUUACCCUGACAGGCCCUUCUGUGCAGUGCGAGGCCGGAACAGUCAUGAGGCCGGGCAAUUCUCACAGCAUGGGGGACAUUCUGGCCUUUGUCCGGGGAUGCGAUUUGAUCGUCGUGUCCAGUUUCAAGCAUCUGCAGUGUUUGCCGAAGUUCAACGACAUCCUGCGUCUCGGGCCGCUCUUCCCGCUGGUGUACUUGGCAGCUGUCGGCUUGGGGAAGGACAUCAUCGAGAAAGAGACGUGGGGGAAGUCCGGCCCGGCCCAAUGCCAUGAGGCUGCUUUGAAGGAUGCGCUCACGAUCAAGUUCUCCAGUGCGUUCCGUGGGAAGCAUGCGGCCAGCUGUGACUUCAUACAGAAGCUCUGCGAGAUGCGGCAGAGCCAGUGGCGCAUUGCAGACCCCGACUCCGAGAACACAGAGUGUGUGGAUGUCGGGGACACGCGCCAGCUUUUCACCGUCGCGCAAAAGAUGCGGCGCUUAGUUCGUUGUACAGGGGUGGCGCAUCCAUCUUUGAAGAGAUGGGAAGGAAGUAAGCUGCUGGAUCCAUGCGUGCACAGCUCCGUUGCCAGGACGGGGCACGGCAGGGGAACACAUCUUGUUGCCUGCGUUAUAGAUUGGGUUGUGUGCGACAAGCAGACUUGGUUCGCAAACAUGUCGUUGGACACACGAACCACCGGCAAACAGACGCCAAAGGCGUCGGCGAAAGCGCCUGCGCCGGUGUCGCAAGGCCCGCCGUUCAAGCGGGGAAGCGAAGAGGCAUCAGCGAUCCCCACCGCCCCGCUGAAGGCACCGAGGUUGGACGACGCAUCCUCUGCGGUGCGCCCUGGGAACAAGUUGACCCCACCCCAGCUGCCGGACGACGACGACUGUGGGGACGGAUUUGAGGUGUUGCGGGAAGUCAUUCCUUAUGUGAGGGCUGCUUUGGGGAAGGUCCUGCAGGAGGAGGGGCUCGCAGAGCCGGGCUGCACAAGCCUUUCAGACUAUCUGCCUUUGGAUGUGAGAGACUCGUACAAAGAGGCAUGGGACUGUCAGAACGCGUUGAACUCACUGACAAAGAACGGCAUCUACGAAGCAGGGGCCGUCAUGACGUGGUUGAACCCAUUGGAGUCCCACAACCUGCCACUCGACCCUCCAAGCUUCAAGCAGAUCGUUCGAUCCGAGCAACGGCUGAUUCCCACCGUCACCAAGGGUCAGGAACGGAUUGUGUGGCCGGCAGCGUUGCACACGUAUGUCUUCCAUGAUCACAUCCCGCAGGGCUACCCCAAAAACAUGUUCUUGGCCUCGGGCCACGCGUUGGCAGCAGCUUGGUGGGUAGCUAUGUGCCGGUGCCUUCGGGAGGACAACAUGAGCGGGUUGAAGCUUCUGUGGCUGGCAGGGAGGUCUGUGACUUUCACUUGCUAUGUCAUCAAAGACCCGAAGGAGCUGGUGUUCCGGUCUUUGUAUGCUUCCGAGGAUUAUGCGGCGCUGGGGGAGCUGACGGACAGCUGGAUACACUGGUCCGGGAAGGUGAACGCAUUGUUGGCCGACAUGGCCGGAAAGAAGAACCAGGAGCAGGAAACCUGGCUCAAGGAGAAGAAGAUCGCCUUCAAAGGUGCCACGAUGUCCAAGGGUCUGUUGAACGCGGUACUUUCAAUGAAGCGCUUUCCGAAGGACUCAUUGGUGACCCUCAGGAAGAUCGAGAAGGAGUUUGGGGUGGAGGUUUUCAGUUCGGGCUACACGAAGUUGACCCGCAUGUCGCAGCUUGCGUCGAGCCAUCUCACCAAUGUGGCAGCAGCUGCUGUGGAGGAUGGCCUUGGAUUUGUGGUGGACCUGGCUUACAUGCAGCUGGUGACGAAAGCCACGGACCCGAGUUUCUACAGCAGCAAAAACUUGGAAGUCAAGGGCGACAACGCAGGGUGGUACCUCACCAGCCUCGGGAAGUACAACAUGAUUUCGCAGCUCUUGGUCAUCGCGAAUGGCAUGGGUGAUGCUGCGCGUCCAUUGUUUGAGUCCUUGGCAAAGAUUGCAAGACCCCUCGAGUUCUUGAAGAUGCAUCCGCCUGUCCAGGAGGACGCAGGGGAGGGGGACCAUGACGAUGGGGCGGACAAGGACACUGGCAAUGCAGAUGACAGUCUGGAGUGGCAGAAUCUGCAGGGGGCUCACAAGAGGGUUUACCAGCUUGCUCGCGACCUCUACUCCUCCGAGUAUGAUGCGGACCUGAUCAAGAUGGCCAAGAAGAAUGUGCUGGAGGUCUUGUCGGACACUGAGUCCAACUUGAGCGGGCUGAACUUGCACAAGGAGUGGUCGGGCGCGUUGAAGGAUCUGGAGCGAUCUGCCACAGUCGUCCCCACCACAGAGAGUGCUGCCCCCAGCCUCAGCGUGCGCCAGCUGGUCCGCAUGUCCAGCAUGGGGAGGACCUCUGGAAACAGUCGCAAGCGCAGAGGCGCAAACUGGUGA
Symbiodinium natans is the source of this 5118-nucleotide messenger RNA. NCBI's taxonomy places the organism in Eukaryota, Dinophyceae, Suessiales, Symbiodiniaceae. The record is from the annotation of a GenBank genome assembly.